Messenger RNA from Euleptes europaea (tarantolino), 1022 nucleotides. RefSeq names its product 2-acylglycerol O-acyltransferase 2-A-like. Gene Ontology annotation, biological process: triglyceride biosynthetic process. NCBI's taxonomy places the organism in Eukaryota, Metazoa, Chordata, Lepidosauria, Squamata, Sphaerodactylidae. Gene Ontology annotation, molecular function: diacylglycerol O-acyltransferase activity. Gene Ontology annotation, cellular component: endoplasmic reticulum membrane. The transcript has 6 exons. The record is from RefSeq and is a predicted model, not a curated record. The coding region runs from base 15 to 1022 and encodes 335 amino acids.
GCCUCGCCUCGGCCAUGUGGGUCCGCUUCGCCCCCCUGCGCCUGCCUCUCCGCCGCCGCCUCCAGACGGCCGCCGUGCUGCAGUGGGUCUUCUCCUUCCUGGCGCUGGCUCAGUGCUGCCUGGGCGUGUUCGUGGCGCUGCUGCUGGGCGAGGGCUGGGCGCUGGCCGCCCUCUACGCCGCCUGGCUCUACCUGGACUGGGAGACGCCGGCCCGCGGCGGCCGCCGCUCGGCCUGGGUGCGCCGCUGGCCCCUCUGGCGCUACUUCCGCGACUACUUCCCCAUCACGCUGGAGAAGGUGGCGGAGCUGGACCCGGCGCGCAACUACCUGUUCGGCUUCCACCCGCACGGCGUGCUGGUGGCCGGGGCCUUUGGGAACUUCUGCACGGAGGCCACGGGCUUCCGCGAGCUCUUCCCGGGCCUCACCCCCCACCUGCUGAUGCUGCCCUUCUGGUUCAAAGUGCCCUUCUUCCGAGACUACCUCAUGAGCGGGGGGCUGGUGUCCUCGGAGAAGGCCAGCGCCUCCUACCUGCUCAGCCGAGAGGGCGGGGGCCAGGUGGCGGUGGUGGCGGUUGGGGGGCCGCCCGAGUCCCUGGAUGCCCGCCCCGGGGCUUUCACCCUCCAGAUCCUGAGCCGCAAGGGCUUCAUCAAGAUGGCGCUGCAGCAUGGAGCUGCCCUGGUGCCCGUCUUCUCCUUCGGAGAGAAUGAGCUCUUCAAUCAGGUGCCGAACCCGGAGGGCUCCUUCAUCCGGACGAUGCAGGAGCGGCUCCAGAAGGCCAUGGGGCUGGCCCUGCCUCUCUUCCACGCCCGGGGCGUCUUCCAGUACAGCUUUGGGCUCCUGCCUUUCCGGAGGCCCAUCCGUACCGUGGUGGGGGCCCCAAUCCUCGUGCCCAAGAUCCCCCAUCCGUCUCCGGAAGCCAUUGACCAGUUGCACAAGCUCUAUCUGGAGAAGCUCGUCCAGCUGUUUGAAGACAACAAAGUCAAAUACGGGGUGCCCGAAAACAAGCAUCUCAACCUGAUCUAG